UAGUAAUGAAGACUAAGAAUCCCAUUGCUAACAAUAUACCCAACCAGCUCGGCCUCCUCGUGGUUCCCCCUGGAAACUAUCAUGGUUAAUUCCUGAUGAAUUUAUCAUGAUGGGCUAACUGGCCUGUUUUCAUUCUCAUCAAUCACCUUUCACUGGUGCUCCGCCAGCGUAUCCCGUUAGCGCAGGCGGGUUGCCAUUCCAUUUUCACCUAUCAAAAAAAAAAGUCUUAAGAACAAGAAAACUUUGGUAUUCUGUUACCUUGUAAUUGUUUCUUUUUGGCUGAUGGCUUUCGCCAAAGUCACAAUAAAUGAAAAAAAAAAAACUUUGGUAUAGUCUCUGUAAUCUGUGUUGUGAAUUGUUAAAACUAUUAUUCUUAUCUUAAUGUGACAAGUCAGCAUUUUGAUCGGUAUAUGUUUUAUUAAAAUUAGAGAAAAUCAAAGGAAGAAAUGAAUAUACCCUUUCCUGUUUUAACUCCACGUUUAGUAGAUUCGAAAUGGUUCAACGCUGAUAGCCCUUGUGAUGAGGAGGCAGAACUUACUGCAUUAGAACAAGCAAAUCAGCAGUGGUUGAGUUCUAUUGGGCUGCAGUAUAUGAAACGGGCUCCUCUUGGCAAGACUGAUCCUGAGCCAAUGGAAGAAGAGGCUGAUACUGAUGAGGAAGAAGGUAAUGAUGAAUCAGAUGAAUCAGAAGAGUCACAUGAUGAAGAUGAGGAAGAAGAGUUACGAACAUCAUAUUCUCCAGCUAGGAAUAACAAUGAACUGGAGCCUGAUAGCUUGGAUGACUUGAAUGAUGCUUCAGAAUUGAACACUUCUGACCAAAGUGCUAUGUAUUGAACAUAUAUUGAUACAGCAAUUGAUUAAGUAAAUUAAUUGACAAAGCAGUGCAUUGUUCACUGUGAUAAAUGAACACUGAAUUUCCUGAAAAAUAGAGAAUAGAUUAAUGAUGUCACUCUAUUGAAAUGACCAGUUUUUGAUUAAAUUAAUAAAAAAAUAUAUUGUAUGUUA
This is a messenger RNA of Galleria mellonella (greater wax moth), 1004 nucleotides long. RefSeq names its product anaphase-promoting complex subunit 15B-like. The transcript is spliced from 3 exons. The coding region runs from base 447 to 833 and encodes 128 amino acids. Lineage: Eukaryota; Metazoa; Arthropoda; Insecta; Lepidoptera; Pyralidae. Gene Ontology annotation, cellular component: anaphase-promoting complex. Gene Ontology annotation, biological process: regulation of mitotic cell cycle spindle assembly checkpoint. The record is from RefSeq and is a predicted model, not a curated record.